CUUUUGGUAAAAAAUUAGGAGCCAAUGUGGCCCGGCCUAGCUUCCAAGAAAAUUGAUUAAACAAAUUCUUGGGGAAAAUAAUUCAACCCCCUAGAUCAAAAAUCAAGAACUAAAGCCCUUACUUCUCUCUCCUCCUCCUUCCUCUUUUCUUCUUGCUAUCCCUCCCUUCCAUGUCUGUUUUGUCCUGAUCUCUGUUUCUGCUAAUAAUUAACAAUGUAUCCCCAUAUAAACUCGAAUGGGUAUGACCAAUUCGCUUCUAAAUCAUUAGAAAAAUCUUCUCAACCAUAUUUUUACCCUCAUUUAUUACCUUAUGGGUAUGGUAUGCCCCCAACACAACAACUUCAUCCACCAUAUAGAUCUUCUGGGUCUUCUGUAUAUGUUCAAAGAGCCCCUAUUGGAAUAACCAAACCUAUGCAAAAGACAACUUGGUCAACCAACAUUUUUGCAUGUUGUAGAGACCCCAAAAAUUGUCUUAAAACAUGUUUUUGUCCAUGUAUAACAUCCGGGCAAAUUGCAGAAAUUGUCAGUGAAGGACGAACGUCAUGCAUGGAAGGAGUGAUAAUAAACUUCUUGCUCUGUUGUUUCUGUUUGGCUGCACCUCUUUACACUUUUUACAACAGGGUUAAAUUGAGAAGAAAGUUCAAGUUGGAAGGGAAUGGCGUUCUUGAUUGCCUAACUCAUACACUUUGCUGUUAUUGUGCAUUGUGUCAAGAAUAUCGUGAGCUUCAUCGUCAAGGAUUUGACCCUAGUCUUGGAUGGGCAGAAAAUAUUGAGAGACAAAGCCAUGCUGUUGCUGUUUUCACUGUCACGCCACCUCCAGUUCAAGAAGCAAUGAAAAGAUAGAUAAGAUCUCAAAUAUUUUUCGACCAGUUAGUUGUCAAGAUAAAAUCAGAUACACAUCGGUUGCUUUGACUAAUCCAUGGUGCAGGACUGGUCCUUGUGGUCAAAGAUGGCCUGUCCCAAGCUAGUUUUAAUUUUUUCCCCCUCAAUAUAGAUGGAUUCUCAAAUAGCUUGUGAUCACCAGAACUAUCCACUUGAUUACCUUCUUGAAUUAGGAAAAACAAUUUUGGAUUUUUCAUAUAUUGCCCACUCCAAGUAGAUAGAGAUCAAUUUCAAACUAGCAUUGGCAUAAAUUCAAGGAAGAGAUCUAUAA
This is a messenger RNA of Nicotiana tabacum (common tobacco), 1153 nucleotides long. Its product is annotated as protein PLANT CADMIUM RESISTANCE 7-like. NCBI's taxonomy places the organism in Eukaryota, Viridiplantae, Streptophyta, Magnoliopsida, Solanales, Solanaceae. The record is from RefSeq and is a predicted model, not a curated record.